GGCUCCGGAGCUCUGGAUGCCGGGAGGAGGAGAGGAGAGCGGGCAGUGCAGCUCUAAGAUGAAAGCUCCAUCUGGGCAAGGCAUCAGGCUGGCAUGCCUGCUCCUGAGUCUGGCUGCCCCCUGCCUUCCCAGCCCCCUCUGGAAGGACAGGGACUCCCUGAUGCAGCAGGAGAAAGCCCACCAGACAGGUGGCAACUUGGUGCUGAGCAGGCAGGAGCAGCAGCUCAGUACAAAGCUGGUAGACCUCAAGAAGAAGGAAGUGGAAGCAGCCAUAGCUACAGGACAGUUCCCUCCAAGCAUGCACUUCUUCAGGGCAAAAAGCCUCAUUGACCAGAGCAAGGUGUUCAGCAUCUUAAAGCGCAUGCCUAAAGGCGCUGUGCUCCACCUGCACGACUUCGCCAUGCUGAGCGCGGGCUGGCUGGUGUUCAACGCCUCCUACCUGCCCGACUGCCACAUCUGCUUCACGGCCGCGGGCUCCGUGCGCUUCCGCUUCUCCCGGCCGCGGCCGCCGCCCGCGCCCCGCUGCUCCCCGUGGCUGCUGCUGGACACCUACCGGCGACAGCUCCGAGACGUGGCCGAGUUCGACAGAGGCUUGCUGAGAAACCUGACCCUGGUGACGGAUAGCCCUGAGCUGGCCUACCCUUCUCAGGCUUUCAUUUGGAAAAGAUUUGAAGAAGUCUUUCUCAUUGCCUCUGGACUUAUCUGCUAUGCACCUGUGUUCAAGGCCUAUUUCUACCAGGGGCUGCUGGAGCUCUAUGAAGAUAACAUACAGUAUGUUGAGAUAAGAGCUAUCCUGCCUGCGGUGUAUGAACUGGAUGGCACCAAGCACGACAAAUCCUGGUCUGUGGCAGCCUACCGGGAAGUGACCAGGCAGUUUGUGAAGGAGCACCCAGACUUUGUUGGAGCCAAGGUUAUAUUUGCAGCACACAGGAUGCUGAAUGUCUCCCAGAUUAAAGAAGACAUCAUCACUGCCAUGGCACUCAGAGCCCGCUUCCCAGACACCCUGGCAGGCUUUGACCUGGUCGGUGAUGAGGACCAAGGUCAUUCUUUAUGGGAGCUGAAGGAUGCCCUGACCAUCCCAUAUUCCAUGGGGGUCAACUUGCCUUACUUCUUCCAUGCUGGGGAGACUGACUGGCAGGGCACCUCUGUAGACAAUAAUGUGCUGGAUGCAUUGCUACUGAACACCAGCAGGAUUGGCCAUGGACUCGCUCUCAUUAAACACCCAGUAGCCAAAAAUUUGUCUCUGAAGAGGGAUAUUCCUGUGGAAGUCUGUCCCAUCUCCAACCAGGUCCUCCUGCUGGUAGCUGAUCUGAGGAGUCACCCUGCAGCUGACCUCAUGGCUGAAGGGCACCCCAUUGUGGUCAGCCCCGAUGAUCCCCCAAUCUUUGGGGCAAAGGGAGUCUCUUAUGACUUCUAUGAGGUGUUCAUGGCCAUUGGAGGGAUGAAUGCUGACCUGAGGACCCUAAAACAGCUUGCACUCAACUCCAUAAAAUACAGUGCCAUGCUGCCGGCUGAGAAAGCCAAGGCCAAAGAGCUCUGGCAGAAAAAAUGGGACCAAUUUGUGGCUGACCUCUCUGAUAGCUUUCUGAGGGAGCUGUAGAGAGAACAAGGCUCAUCUCAGAAGGCAUUUGGCAAGCUAGAGUGAGCCAGACUGAUUGCUAAGAGGGAGACUGCCUCUUCCAUGUGACCUGAGCAGAUGAAUGGACGUCAAAGUCUCACCUGGCCACUCUGCUAAGCCAGGCUUAAUGGGCUUAAAGCUAAGAAGGAGCUGCACUAUGCUGUGAAACUCAUGGGCUGCAGGU
Molecule: messenger RNA, 1802 nt
Organism: Melospiza georgiana
Lineage: Eukaryota; Metazoa; Chordata; Aves; Passeriformes; Passerellidae
Gene: ADA2
Product: adenosine deaminase 2
Exons: 10
Coding region: 17-1600 (527 amino acids)
Biological process (GO): adenosine catabolic process; inosine biosynthetic process
Molecular function (GO): adenosine deaminase activity
Source: RefSeq, a predicted model, not a curated record